This is a messenger RNA of Serendipita indica DSM 11827, 384 nucleotides long. NCBI's taxonomy places the organism in Eukaryota, Fungi, Basidiomycota, Agaricomycetes, Sebacinales, Serendipitaceae. The record is from the annotation of a GenBank genome assembly.
AUGGCGACUGUCCCGCCUGCAAAGCGCAGCAGAGAGUCUGAUGAUGAGGAUAUCGAUGCUAACGACCAGCUCGUUGAUCCAGCGCUCGUCUCCGCCGACGCCCAGAAACGCAAGCGUGGACGACCAGCAAGCACUGGCAAGAAACCAGACGGUGCAGAUGCGCCCGCUCCUGCUACCGACAGUGUUCCAGUAGACCCCGCUGCUCCCGUCUCCGGAGACGCCCCAGCCCCGCCAAUCAAGACUCCCGAAGAGCUAGCCGCAGAAGAGGCAAAGAAGAAUCGUCCACCCGCAAAGCGUGGUCGUCCGCGCAAAAAGCCAAAGACAGACGAAGAGGCUCCAGUCAUUGCUCCGACGCUCGAAGCUCAGCCUGCCCCGGUCGCUUGA